Messenger RNA from Cantharellus anzutake, 496 nucleotides. RefSeq lists its product as uncharacterized. The record is from RefSeq and is a predicted model, not a curated record. Bases 89 to 400 code for a protein of 103 amino acids. The transcript has 4 exons. Lineage: Eukaryota; Fungi; Basidiomycota; Agaricomycetes; Cantharellales; Hydnaceae.
AUCUGGACCAAAACAUUAAUCCCAAGGCUGCAUGAAGAUCAGGUGAGGGGUCUAGACUGGGAAUUCACGCUUAGGGGUUGUUUUCACCAUGUCAAACAGGUAUAGGAACCGCUCAGGCUCUAUGAACGUUGUUACGCUCGAUAAUGCAUCCCGAACUUUUGGGUUUGACAUUUCCUGGGAUGAACACCAGCAUACGACUCAAGAUGGGGGGUUAAUCUACGAAGUUCACCUGCACGGUGGGUCAUGCUUUCAGUUUGGAAACCGAUCAACUCGAAUGUUUGCUCCGUAUGUAGCCGCGGGGGAGGUCUUUAUCGGUAAAGGAAGAAAGAAGCUCGUUGCAAAAGAAGAAGCUGCAUUUUCUUUCUUUCAAGCACACCCAGAAUUUUGGCCUUCAUACUAGGCCCACGUUAGCGGAGUUCACGUUUCAAUGAUCGUAGAGCCGAGCUGCUUCCCGACUGUCGGCAUUUCCAUGUAACCUGGAAUUUCCUGCUUUGCU